GGCUAUUUCAUCUCUCUGUAUAUUUACUUCGAAAUUCAUUCCACUGCUAACUGUGAGAUGACAGUGCUAAGUACUUGAUACGGCGAUACUUUAUAUAUUAGCAUGGAUUAAUUAUACAAUAUAGUUCUAGUAGUUUUAAGGAGGUUGUGGAAACUAACAUAUGACUUUGGACAACAAAUCUGAAAUUGGUUGGUUUGUACUCUCUUAAUGGCAGUGGUCAGAGCUCUAAAUGGGAAUACAUUUGUUUGGAUUACAAAUAAAAAUAUUCUCGAGACUUUUUCUUACAUUCAUGGAUUACUUUUUAAAAUUCUACAGCUCAUCAUUAAAAUGUGGUACUGAUUAUCUGACACGAUAGACCAUACUAUUUCUUGAAACGUUUGAACCUUCCAUUUCAUUUAGCUCAUUGAGACGUGUACCUUGAUGGUAACACUAACAUGAGGACAUCAAGUGUGAACCAAAGUUUCUUAUUGUUAUAGCGUCAAGAGAAAUGGAAAUUUCCGAUGAUUCUGAAAAUGUGACUUUCUUGAUUGAACCAGCACAGAAAGUGAUCACCGACAGUCAGUUUAUUAUAUUCACUGAAAUCUUCAGCAUCGUGUGCAGCAGCGCCUCUCUUCUUGGGAGCUUUGGUAACCUCCUGGUCAUCAAAACGUUUAAAUACAUGGGUCUUAAGGACGGCGUGACGCUCUCCUUCGUAUUCUUAGCAGCCUCUGAUUUGACCUACUUGUUAACAAUGGCUGUUCAAGGGGCUGCACUGGGAUUGCAUGGCAUUGAAAAAAAGAACGAAUUCAAAGUCUUCUACUCCGUUGACCCCUUUGGGAUCUACAUCUUUUUGGCCAAUUUAGGGAUCUUAAUCUACUUAGUUACCAUGUCCAUCACUACAUUCCUAGCCAUCGCUCGAUGUCUGUGUGUCGCGAUGCCCAUCAAGUUCAAAAACUGGUUUCGUAGAAAGACAUCUGUUGUUAUGUUCGUUGUCUUCUGUAUCGUCUCUAUAGUGAGCUAUGCCCCCAUCCUCAUGUUCAUGAAGAUGGUUAAAGCUUAUGACGCACGGGUGAACACAACUAGAUACAUUCUGUGGAUAUCACCCAAGCGUGAAAAGAUCAAGCAAGCGGUGUGGAUUUCCAGAGACGUCUUUGUUACUUUCCUGACACAGCUGAUAGUUGUGGCUUGUGUUAUCAUACUGACGAGAAGCCUACGUGCCGCUGCCAAAUUUCGGCAUACGACCACGGCGUACUCGCUGCCCAACAGCCUAGCUACCCAAGCUGCAAUAUUCACAACACACGCUAAAGAGAAUAAUGGAGAAUCCGGCCUGAUCGAGAGCCACCUCAACUCCAGAAGUGAUAUUUUAACAGCUAGGGAUACUAGGCAUCAGUGUGAGAAGCUUUCACCCAAAGACAUCUCCGUGGUGCAGCAGGUGGUUCUCAUCUCCACGGUGUACAUCGUGUGCAACAUGCCAAAGAUCUGUAUCGACGUGACGGGCAUGUUCGUGCCGGAGUUUACACUUGGUAAGAGCUACCAGAACUUGUACCUUGCCUUCAUCUGUGUCAUGGAAUUAUUCCAACUUUUUAAUUCUAGCAUCAGCAUCCUCAUUUACUAUAAUUACAACACCAAGUUCAGAAAAAACUGCAGCUUAUUUCUUUAGCCGUGUCAUGAUGAAUACAAUACACUUUAUGGUCUUGACACUUCAUUAGACACCAUGGCUCAACAAACAUCUUGUAAAAAUGCAUCAGCAUCUGCCUCCUGACUUUUGUUGAAGGGGUGUUGUGACAGUUUGAAUUUGUCUCGCUCAGCGUCUGUUCUUGGCAGGAUAUCAAGAGAGAGGCCGGUCUAUUGUUUUACGUCAUACAGCCAGCUUUUCUUUGGACGACUUUGUCUUCGUGCUCUAAAUGUAAAGUUCGCCUACUUGUAUUCUUCUCUUUUGUAUCUUAAUUGUUUAAAUUCAAACAUGUCCUACUAAAAGACGAAAGUUGAAAGCCAGGAAACAGAGUGUUAGGAUAGCAUUAGUUUAACUGUAAUUUCAGAUUUGUGUGUAGAUACUUUUGUUUCAAAUAUUAUUUUGUGCAUAUUUUAUUGAUUAAAUGCAGUCUGAAGUUCGUUCUAAAUCUAGAAUCUAGAACAGAUCGUUUCUAAUCUCCUCUAGACUGUUUAUUUCGAGUCUUUCUGUGUCCGAUUGGAUUAGGCUAGAAACACACAAUAAACUUCAUGCACAUUUUGGAUUUUUUUUUUAAUCAUUCUUCCUAUUAACCUGCGAAUUCUUCAAUGAGUCAAAAAGAAAACAACUGGAAACUGGACGGAUAUUUCGAAAAAGGCUCAAACUAUUUUCUUAGAAAUUUGACAGUUUAUUUAUACUUUGGUAAAAAAAAACAACAUAACUUCCUGAUUUACCACACAGUGAAACUCUGGUUUGAUCGUCAAAAUUUUUCAAAUAUACCUUACAAUUUGACUUAUGUUUUUUUUUUUAUUUAUUUUGAACAUGGGAUCAGCGGGAAUACUCCCAUUUGACUCAAAUGUUUCUUUGUAUUCAGUGACGCGUUGAAUCAAUAAAGAGACAUAAGCAAUUAGUUCACUCUGUCUAAUGUAGAAAUCAUUCGCUGAAUUGUUGAUAGAAGAACUGGAUUGUGCAAAGCCCGUUAGAAAGACUCCUUACAAUAUUGAAGCAUUACAAGAAAUAAAUAGAAUGAAACAAGAAAAAAUAUUUUGUAAAAGGAAAAUACCUCCAUUAUUAAACUUCAAAUAUAAUAAAAUAAUUUUAACAUUUUUCGAUCAAUUCAGGUAUGGAACUCGUGACAUCGUCAGCUGCUAGAGCUUACGCAUUUUCUGAUUCAGCCAGCCAGAAAAGUCUACUCAUGUGUUUAUUUAUUGGUAUGUUUGCUGUAUAGAUUUACGUUAAAAGAUAAGCAACGCUUAUAAAUUAAAAUAAUAUUGAAACACUUUUAAAUGUAUUCAGUUAUGGCACAAUUAUAGUAAUACGACUGACUACGCCAUGUUGGCUCUAGACCUAGAUAUAAUCUCCAGCCAAAUUUACAUUGAUUUAUUUUUUACUUUUAAUUAUAACGAUUGAACUAGAGUUUUCCAAAAUGCGGGUAACGUUCUAGUUAUUCUUUUCAUGACUAUAUACAUUAACUGUUACAUUUCUACGAAAAUAGAGCCGGUUUUUUUUUAGAUCAGCUGUCCAGGUUCCUGGAUGCAGGUUACACGAAGUUCUGACUUGAAUAGAGGUAUUGCAAUAAAUAGUAACCACCAUCAGCUUCAUAAAAGAAGCUUUGACUUUUAUAAAACUUUUUAUUUUGUCUUGCAAAGGAAGAACAUCAGAAGAUAUAAUAUCAACAUUUGUUUACGUUAAAAAGGGGAGUAAGAUUUAAACAGCUAAAGAGUGGUGAUAAAUUAGCAAGGGAAAUAAUUUUUUAAUUCGUUACAUUUGACUCUGCGCAAAAAGAAAAAUUCAAAUUAUAUGAUUUAUUACAAAUGUUUUUCAGAGAUGUAUAAAUGUAUACGACUGUUGUUAAAAGUUAAAUGAACAAGAACUUUUCCUUUAAUUUUGUUUUAGUUUCUUUUAGGAAACAUUACUAUUAAAGAUUUAAUGUGUAGACAUGUUUCGACCUUUGACUUCAGGUCCUAGAUAUAAAGAAUCUUAAGCUCAAUAGUGCCGUGGUAUAUCAUAAAAAAAUUCUAAGCAAUGCACGACACCGCCAAGGAAUACUCGAGAAGCCAUCGAACCCUCUCGAUUGUUUAGUUGAGAGCCACAUUAGUAACGGCACAUUUGGUAGUGAGCCAUGCGUGAUUGUGGUAAUCAGAGUAUUUUAAAUUACGUCUAUGCUAGGAUACAAUAGAUCAGUGAUGGGCAAACUUCGGCCCGAGGGCCAACCCAGGCCCGCCAAAAGAUUUAAUAUGGCCCUCCACACGUUUUGUAAUAUUAAUUAAAAAUAAUUUCACAUACGAGUUAAAACAUUGGAAUAGAGUAAAAGUGUAAAUUUUUAUUCAUAUGAUUCACUGCUAAUGCGUCUGCUGAUUUGAAAUUCACACAAAUGAGGUUAACAAAACUUCAAUGCAUUGUUACAUUUUCUCUACCAGGCCUUCUGUAAAAAAAACAACAUGUAUAACAACACAUCUAACUCAAAAACUUGACAACAAGAGUUCAAAAAAAAAUUUAAUGGUUUAAUAACUAAAUACAUGAACAGCCACUACUACACUAUUGGCUACUAACUUAUAUAGACUUAGGUCCUCCCGCGCCGUUCGGCGCAUCGGGCGGCAAGCUGUCUCCAUAAAGAUCAGCCAUUGGCAAUGUCUAUUGGCUACACUAGCUACAAAAGCUCUGGUGUACAGAAAUGCCGUACCAAACUCUCCUGAGCCCUCUGUCUACUCCUGAACUAGUACAGCUACAUUCUGGAGGACUCCCAUUGUACCGCACCGUCCUGGACUGCACUUCCUUUUUUUCAAAAUGUCUCUCGUCCGUGAAGGCUUUUGAUCACAUGACCAUAAUACGGGUCAUAUUAGCGUGUACCAGCAGUACAGUCCACCAUGAUCAUUGACAGCCGUUGACCUGUGUGAUUUGCAUGUGUCACGUGUGUCAGUAAGUCGCACACGAUUUGAAGAGUUCGUUAGUUCCAUGCGAUCUGAAUUCUCUGUACUUCUUCUAUCAACUAAUAAGCUAGCUAAAUAAAUAAAAAAAAAAGACAUAUCAUUUCUUAAGGUUAAUUUCACUGCUGUGAUGGGAAAACAAGCGUAGCGAGGAUGGACUACUUGGUGUAACUUAUAACGAAACUGAAUGAAGAUUGUAAAACUUUAUUUAAAUGAAAAAAAAAGUUUUAUAUUUCAUCUUUUUAAUGUUUUGUGAAGCAGAGUAACCAAACUUGAAGCUUAAAUUAAUGAAACUGAAAUUUAAUAAUUACAUGAGACUUAGUUCUAAAUAUUUCAAUUAGAUCUUUCACAGGGGCUUGUUGAAAUCCAUUUUCCAAAUCGUAUGCUCAAAGAAUUUGUGCAAAGUUGCGUCGUCAUAAUUUUGCCAGCAGCCUUUUUCAUU
This is a messenger RNA of Biomphalaria glabrata, 5017 nucleotides long. RefSeq lists its product as uncharacterized. The coding region runs from base 488 to 1639 and encodes 383 amino acids. Lineage: Eukaryota; Metazoa; Mollusca; Gastropoda; Planorbidae. Gene Ontology annotation, molecular function: G protein-coupled peptide receptor activity. The transcript has a single exon. Gene Ontology annotation, cellular component: membrane. Gene Ontology annotation, biological process: neuropeptide signaling pathway. The record is from RefSeq and is a predicted model, not a curated record.